Molecule: messenger RNA, 980 nt
Organism: Callorhinus ursinus (northern fur seal)
Lineage: Eukaryota; Metazoa; Chordata; Mammalia; Carnivora; Otariidae
Gene: RASD2
Product: RASD family member 2
Biological process (GO): signal transduction
Molecular function (GO): GTPase activity; G-protein beta-subunit binding; GTP binding
Source: RefSeq, a predicted model, not a curated record
AGAGCCCCAGCCCGCCAUUCUCAGACAGAAAACGGACACCUAGACCGGAGCCACGCAGAGGAGGCCAAGGCUGCCAGCAAGAGGCUGCAGGGCCGGGUGCAGGGCCUCCUGACAUCGGCUCCCCGCUCCAUGCCGCCGGCCCGAGCCAUGAUGAAGACCUUGUCCAGCGGGAACUGCACGCUCAGCGUGCCCGCCAAGAACUCGUACCGCAUGGUGGUGCUGGGCGCCUCACGGGUGGGCAAGAGCUCUAUUGUCUCCCGCUUCCUCAACGGCCGCUUCGAGGACCAGUACACGCCCACCAUCGAGGACUUCCACCGAAAGGUCUACAACAUCCGAGGCGACAUGUACCAGCUGGACAUCCUGGACACGUCCGGCAACCACCCCUUCCCUGCCAUGCGCAGACUCUCCAUCCUCACAGGUGAUGUUUUCAUCCUGGUGUUCAGCCUGGAUAACCGCGAGUCCUUCGACGAAGUCAAGCGCCUCCAGAAGCAGAUCCUGGAGGUCAAGUCCUGCCUGAAGAACAAGACCAAGGAGGCGGCGGAGCUGCCCAUGGUCAUCUGCGGCAACAAGAACGACCAUGGCGAGCUCUGCCGUCAGGUGCCCACCACCGAGGCCGAGCUGCUGGUGUCCGGGGACGAGAACUGCGCCUACUUCGAGGUGUCGGCCAAGAAGAACACCAACGUGGAUGAGAUGUUCUACGUGCUCUUCAGCAUGGCCAAGCUGCCCCACGAGAUGAGCCCCGCCCUGCACCGCAAGAUCUCCGUGCAGUACGGGGACGCCUUCCACCCCAGGCCCUUCUGCAUGCGCCGCGUCAAGGACAUGGACGCCUACGGCAUGGUCUCACCCUUUGCCCGCCGCCCCAGCGUCAACAGUGACCUCAAGUACAUCAAGGCCAAGGUCCUUCGGGAGGGCCAGGCCCGCGAGCGGGACAAAUGCACCAUCCAGUGAGCGGGAGGGACGCUGGGCUGGGGCUAAGGCAG